GUAGGUGAGGCAGAACUGGUUGAGACUCCUGAGGACUACGAACCUGAGCACUGGGAGUACUACAAGCACCCCAUCACCAGGUGGAUUGCACGGACCUUCUAUGAUUCCCCAGUGAAGGACUAUGAAAAGAUGAUGGCUGCGAUCCAAAUAGAGAAAGAAAAGGCAGACAUGAGACUGAUGCAGCUGGAGGUGCGUCGACAGAUGAGGCAGAAGGGAGACGGCCCCUGGUUCCAAGUGGAGACCCUCAACAAGGAACUAAUUGACAACAGCCCCAAGUCAUCACCUGACAAUUAAUCCAGAAGUGUCUGCCAUCUGUGCAUCAUGCCGAUGAAGCUCACUGUUUGUACAUUUUUUCCCUCCUUGCGUAAAUAAAGUAUAUAUGUACUCUAA
Messenger RNA from Epinephelus moara (kelp grouper), 390 nucleotides. RefSeq names its product NADH dehydrogenase [ubiquinone] 1 beta subcomplex subunit 5, mitochondrial-like. The transcript has 3 exons. The record is from RefSeq and is a predicted model, not a curated record. The annotation marks the transcript as partial. Lineage: Eukaryota; Metazoa; Chordata; Actinopteri; Perciformes; Serranidae.